Messenger RNA from Mucor velutinosus, 1443 nucleotides. RefSeq lists its product as uncharacterized. The transcript is spliced from 9 exons. The record is from RefSeq and is a predicted model, not a curated record. Bases 1 to 1443 code for a protein of 480 amino acids. NCBI's taxonomy places the organism in Eukaryota, Fungi, Mucoromycota, Mucoromycetes, Mucorales, Mucoraceae.
AUGGACAAGCGAAACCGAGAUGAUGUAGAUCUCUAUCCUAGUAUCCUUUCAACAAGCUACGACAUUGCACAGUUGUGGGAAGUCGAAGGUGAAGUUGAAAAGUUUGCUAAUGAAAAAGAUGAUGCGAAAGAAGAGCUGUGUGGUCUUGAAGAACUAGACAACAUCAACAACCCUACGUUCAAAGCUGGCUCAAAGAAAAAUCGAAAGGUGAGUAACCGUUUUGACGAAGAAGGAGUUUUUUCUAUGAACUGUGCGAGACAUGGCGUGCCUAUUCGAUUAUACGAUAUUCAUAAUGGCGAAGGGCGUAAGUACGCACUUGCGGCUAUCAGUCAUCUUAUGAGUUUAUUGGGUAACUCUCAAAAACUAUUAAUUAUGUAUGACAUUAUUUGUCUGUGUAAGGGCAAAUUAGAGUGUUCCACGCCUAUGCUCAUAGCAUGCACUGUUAAGUCCAACAUCAUCCACGAGUUGUCAAUGGCAGUGGCAAUACCGAGCGCUUCUGGAGCACAGCAAAUCGCUUCAACCGUUGAAUAUUUGCUGUUGAAUGACUUGAGAGAUGAAAGUGGAAGAAAAUUUGAAAUCACUAUCAGGAAAGAUAUCAAUAGAAACAAUUUUUUGGUCGAUCAAAUCAAGCAAUUACAAUCUGUGUAUGGGUAUGCGAUGAUCAACAGCCUAGAUGAUCCAGCCUUGCAAGAACGUCGAGAACGGAUCAUUGAAGUUCGAUACAAUGUAAUGAAUACAUUUGUAAAACACCUCUUGUUUGCAAUUCUGAUGAAAGAGCACAAGAUAUCUCAACCUGGCUCAUUUGGCACUGCAAAGGCGGUCAGAGUUAUUUUGUCGCUUGAAAUACUGAAGAAGAAAGCAGAGGCGAUCAUUUCGAUGAUAUACAAAUUUGUAGAAACCUCAUACAGUACGCAGGCAGAGAUCGACAGAAGAAAGAAGAAGACAGUCGGAAAAGAAGUGGAACGGGUCAGACUGUAUGCUGCCGAAAAUGGUCUGGAUUUGCCCACCCCUUUGAACAACUGGCAUAUAUUGAAAAGAAACGUCGAAGAAAUUUCUAUUUUGAUAGGUGAAGCAAAGAGGGUUCUUGGCAACUACGAAGGUGAGUUGUCAUCGUUGAGGGGAAAACAGAACAAUCAUUUUGUCAGAAUGAGAGUUCUGGACGUUGCUCGCCGUCAACGCAGUGCCAAGUUACUGUUGAAAAAUGUUUCAAGAUCCAAACCUCCGGUAUUGUUUGCAAGCAGAGAUGCCUCUGACUUGCUAAACAAUGUCGUUAUUUUUCCUGAGGUGGAUCUUAGCGAUGACGAGAAUGAAAUUUACGACAACAAUGAGGAUGAUGUGGUUGACGCCGGUGAUCCAGACGAUGCAGAUGCUGGUGAAGGCGGUGAGCCAAACCCAGAAGACGAAAGUCUAAUCACAUUUCAAGACAUUGAGGAAGGAUCAUAA